Stegodyphus dumicola is the source of this 1040-nucleotide messenger RNA. RefSeq lists its product as uncharacterized. The record is from RefSeq and is a predicted model, not a curated record. NCBI's taxonomy places the organism in Eukaryota, Metazoa, Arthropoda, Arachnida, Araneae, Eresidae.
AAAAAAUUCGAAUAAAUGUGACAAAGGUUUGGAAGUGGAAGAUACGGAUUCGGAGCUGAGUAAUGACGCCAUGGCCACUCGUAGCCAAGCUAAAAUGUCUCUUCUUGGCAGUACCUCUUUCUGCUGUGCCUCGGGUCAAAAGGAGGACUAUAUACACGACGCAAAGUUGGUACCAGCUUCUAGACCGCCGAAGAAAAAACCGCCAAAUAUCGUUGCCAAGCGAGAACCUGGACCAGAUCCGUCCACGCCAAGCAGCCCGCUGGUCGCGGCUGGGAAAGGAUACUUAGGGAGAAAUCGGCGGAUGAAGGUUAAUCAGGACAGCCUAGAUGAAUUACACGUUCCUGAAUGUGAAAACGGAGCUGGCAAAUUAAGUCAAGAAGAUAUUAAAGUCCGCUCUAAUAACCAUCUUGGCGACAGCCGGCUGCGUCCUCCUGAUGACAGAAGAAGACUGACCCCACCUUCCCCUCAACGUCGCCUGCCAAGAGAUCCAGCCGUUACAAGGAAAGACCAAAUUGAAUCUCGGAGGCAAAUAGAUCCCUCGCGGAAGUUAAGAAGAGACAAUACCAAUCCAUGUGUUCCUAGCAAAACCACCGAUUCUUACAAGAAGUGCAGUAAACACGGAAAUGAUGCUCCUGGCGCAUCAACUUCUUCUAAUCAGAAAAUAGCUGUGGUUGUGGAUGAGAAACCCUUUUGUGAUGUAAAAGUCGAUGUAUGUUUAGAGAAUUAUCUCGCUGGACAUGGCUCCAGAGGUACGCAACAAGACAUGGUCUGUCAGCAAGAAACUCCGAUUUUGAAAUCGGAUAAUGUGGUCAUACAGUGCAAUGAAAGAUUUAUGAACAAGUCGCACGAGAGUGACGACUUCGACUGUCCUUGCUGUGACAGAACAUCAGCUAUGAUUGAUGAAACAGGUGUGUCCGAUACUGAGUUAAAUAUGUUUACGAGUUGUGAUGUCAUCCCAUCGGUUUUGCCAUCGUCCGAUGAAGUUAUGAGGAAUACUGAAGGACACUGUGAUACGGUGAGAAUUUUGAUGGCGAAGAAGU